This is a messenger RNA of Panicum hallii, 1053 nucleotides long. RefSeq lists its product as uncharacterized. The transcript is spliced from 2 exons. Bases 364 to 678 code for a protein of 104 amino acids. Lineage: Eukaryota; Viridiplantae; Streptophyta; Magnoliopsida; Poales; Poaceae. The record is from RefSeq and is a predicted model, not a curated record.
CGUCACGACCGGCUCCUGAAGAUGACAAAAAAAAAACAAUUCAAAGUCCACCUGAGUGGAGUAGAGUAGAGUAGAGUAGUCGCCGGAGGACUCGGGUGAUCGACGAGGCUAAGCAACCCAAGCGAGCGAGAGCGGCGAAGGCGUCUCCACCUGUUCAGUCAGUCCAUUGCAGGACGGUCAGCCGCAGGCGAAGCGCCAUUGAUCCGCCCUCCCCUUAUCUCCAUAUCACAUGGUUUUGAUUUGACUCCCCCAGCUCCAGCCCGCGCCUUGCAGCCGUGUAUAUUGGCGCCGCGCCGGCCGCGCGCGGACGGCAGCAACAGGCAGAGGAGGUCACGAGCGAGCGAGCUCAGCGCGGCGGACAGCAUGGCGGGGCUGCAGCGGUCGAGCGAGACGUUCCGGCGGUCGGGGUCGUCGGGGACGGUGUGGGAGGACAAGCACCAGCCGGCGUCAGGCGAGCUCGCCAAGCCGGCCCGGGCGAAGCAGGGGGCGCCGGCGGCCGCGCGGCAGCAGCGGAGGAGCGGAUCCGGCGGCCACGGCGGGUACAGGGCCGGGCACGUGCAGCCGGCGCUGGACCCGCCGUCCCCGCGCGUCCCGGCGUGCGGCUUCUGCGGCAUCUUCGGCAAGGACAAGCAGCCGCCGCCGGCCCGCGGCGCCAGCGGCAAGGGCCGGCGCCGCUGAGGAUCGAGCUCGGCGACGGCAAGGCGGGCCGGCGUGCAAGCUCUGGUGGUUAUACAUGCUGUAUGCUAUACUUAAUCCUGUACACAAACCCGGCCCUGGCGCAGAGAGACAGGACAUUGAUAGAAAAUCAAGCUCAUGAAUGCUUUUUUAACCUCUCCUGUAUUUCGAUUUAAUUUGGUUAUUGAAAAAGUGGAAAGAAGAAUAGAGAUGUAAAAAGAAACUGACCUUGUUCAGUUCCCAGCAGCUAAUUGUUCAGCUUAUCAAUUACAAUGAUCGGGAAAUUGCAACGCACUUGUGCGACAAACACUAUGCACACAUGGGUGGUGGUAAGGGAGAUACUUUCAGGAAAAAAAAAAUAGAGGCCCUCCUUAACCA